Molecule: messenger RNA, 225 nt
Organism: Gregarina niphandrodes
Lineage: Eukaryota; Apicomplexa; Conoidasida; Eugregarinorida; Gregarinidae
Product: fructose-bisphosphate aldolase
Exons: 1
Coding region: 1-225 (74 amino acids)
Biological process (GO): glycolytic process; gluconeogenesis
Cellular component (GO): cytosol
Molecular function (GO): fructose-bisphosphate aldolase activity; zinc ion binding
Source: RefSeq, a predicted model, not a curated record
AUGAACAUUGACACUGACACUCAGUGGGCGUACUGCAGUGGUUUCCGUGACUACUUCAACGCGAAGGCCGACUAUGUCAGGAACCAAGUUGGCAAUCCUGAAGGUGCCGACAAGCCCAAUAAGAAGUACUACGAUCCCAGAGUCUUUGUUCGUGAGGGUGAAAAGACUAUGACCAAGCGCGUUAUUGAGGCUUGCAAGGACCUUAAGAACGAGAACACAUAUUAA